Molecule: messenger RNA, 2124 nt
Organism: Neurospora hispaniola
Lineage: Eukaryota; Fungi; Ascomycota; Sordariomycetes; Sordariales; Sordariaceae
Product: biotin-protein ligase
Exons: 4
Coding region: 1-2124 (707 amino acids)
Biological process (GO): protein modification process
Cellular component (GO): cytoplasm
Molecular function (GO): biotin--[biotin carboxyl-carrier protein] ligase activity
Source: RefSeq, a predicted model, not a curated record
AUGGCUACCCGCCUGAAAACUGACCAGCGGGUACUCAAUGUCCUGAUCUACGCAGGAGCGGGAGUAACCCCCGAAUGUCUCCGCCAAUGCACCGAGUCCCUGAAGCGUCUCGUGGGAUCCAAGUACGCUGUUUCCCACAUAACAGCAUCGAUUCUCAAGACCGAACCCUGGCAGUCAACUUGUGCUCUGUUGGUCUUUCCUGGUGGCGCCGACCUCCCCUUCUGUCGCGACCUCAACGGCCCCGGCAACCGCGUCAUUGCCGACUACGUCCGCAACGGAGGAGCUUACUUGGGCUUCUGUGCCGGAGGCUACUAUGGCAGCGGCCAGUGUUGGUUUCAGCUCGAUGACCCAAGCCAGGAUGUCAAGGGCCCGAGAGAGCUGGCUUUCUUCCCGGGCACUUGCGGUGGUCCUGCCUUCAAGGGAUUCCAAUACCACUGUGAAAUGGGCGCCAAGGCUGCCAAACUUUCUGUGAGAAAGGAAGCCUUCACUGGUGGCCAAGCGCCGCCUGAUGUCUUCAAAUCGUACUACAAUGGAGGCGGAGUCUUCCUCAAUGCCGAGGCGAUGGAAUCCGACGGGGUCGAAAUCCUUGCCGAAUAUGCAGACCGUAUCGAUUUCCCGUCUGGUAAGACACAGGCUGCUGUGGUAUUUUGCAAGGUUGGUCAGGGUAGAGCCAUACUCACAGGACCACACCCAGAAUUCUCUGGCACCUCUUUGAAAUCGCAGCCUGACAUCCCGGGUUACGACAAGCUUGUAGAGGAGGUGACGGCGGACGAAAGUGCACGACUGGAAUUCCUUGCGGCAUGUCUCAGCAAGAUGGGGCUGUCACUCUCUCCCAAGGCUGCAUGGGAUGAUAUUCCCCGACUAACGACCAUGUUGAACAUCUACUGCCAGGGAGGGCACCUUGAGUCCCUCCUAAACCGCCUCACGGGGCGAAGCUAUGCGGUCAUAACUGAUGGGAGCAUCUGGCUCGAGGAUAAGUACGGAUCGGAUAUGUUCCAUCUCGAGUGGACUACUGACGGCUCAUGGUCAACCAACUACGAACCACGAAAGUCUGACAAAAUUACUUGGCGACUCAAUGUUGGCUCUAAGGUAGCAGGCCAAGGUGACGACGAGUCAGGCACAGAGUUUGACCACGACAUUUACUACGCCAGCCUGGAAGAAUUUAGAACGCUUGAAUCCAGCCGUGGGUUCAGUACAUGGAAGCAAGCAUUGGGGACGACACAUGGCGCAUGGUGUCCGACCCUAAGCUGGGGCAACCACUUGAUGUAUGGGGACACUGUCACGAGUACUAAUACUUUGCUCUCAAGCAACCCCCAGCUUCUUUCCAAACUAGAAUCCGGCUUCACCUUUACCGCCACUCGCCAGGUGGCAGGCCGGGGCCGGGGCAACAACGUCUGGGUCUCCCCCGCCGGCUGCUUGAUAAUGUCAACGGUCAUCAACCACUCAGCGAAUGUAAUUGCUUCACGCCCGUUAGGCUUCUUCAAUUACCUGGCGGCAAUUGCUAUCGUCGAGGCGAUCAAGGGAUACGACCACGAGGAUGACAUUUACCAAAAGUUGGACGUCAAGAUCAAGUGGCCGAACGACAUCUACGUUCGAGACCCGAGCAAGCCCAACGAGCCAGCCUACGUCAAAGUUGGCGGUAUCCUCGCCAACUGUUCUUACAGCGCUCCGAAUUAUCAGGUUGUCCUCGGCAUCGGACUCAACACGAACAACGCCCAACCCACGACCAGUCUCGAUGCACUUCUUAAGUGGACUGCUAGCAUGCUAGAAGGCGAAAAGCCAUCUCCACCGCCGUUCAACAGAGAACGCCUGGUGGCCAGAAUUGUCAUCUGCCUCGAGAUCCUCUACGACCACUUCCUGCGGAAGGGCUUCUCGGACGAGGUGGAAGCCUUGUACUACAAGCAUUGGCUGCAUACCAACCAGAUCGUCACCCUUGAAGAUGAAGACGGCGUGAAGGCCCGCGUACUGGGUAUCACCAAGGACCAAGGCCUUCUGGUGGCCGAGGAGGUCAUGGAGGACGGCAUCGAACUGAACUCGUGGAAGGGAACGGGCACAAUGUUCCAGUUGCAGAGCGACGAGAACGGGUUCGACUACUGGAAGGGACUGAUCAAGAGGAAGGUCUAG